Messenger RNA from Aplysia californica (California sea hare), 4353 nucleotides. RefSeq lists its product as uncharacterized. The coding region runs from base 1900 to 2604 and encodes 234 amino acids. Lineage: Eukaryota; Metazoa; Mollusca; Gastropoda; Aplysiida; Aplysiidae. The record is from RefSeq and is a predicted model, not a curated record. The transcript is spliced from 4 exons.
CCCUUUAUUUCGAAUUUCAAACUUGUGCGAGAAUGUUCAGGUAAUACUAAACAUCACCACAGUGGACGCCCAGAACGGGUGUUGGCGUCCACAUUGCUUAUAAUAUUCAUAAAAGGCCGUGAAUGAAAUCACAGAAAAUAUAAGAUUAUAUUUUGGUACUUUGUCAUUUUUCUUUUGGCCACACUACUGUACGGCACGAUCUAAAAUCUAAAGUUAUUCAGAGAUUCACAAGUGUAGACCAUCCAACCCUAGAAAGAUUGCAGGAAAGUGCGCGGACAGCAUGACAUCCGCACAGUCCUCUGAUAUCGUGUGCAUGUUUUCUUUAAGCUAGCUUCAUACGAGUCUUCAUAAAUCUUCGAUUUUUAAAGGAUUUAACGUGUUAUCUGUUUAGAACAGUCUUUGACUUUGUAAAAUUCCCGUCACGCUCACGCUGCAGGUACAUACGAGACAAAUCACCCGAACGACACAGGGACAUACAUGGAGUAUCUUUAAACUUAACAUAGCCCAAUCGAGACACAUACAGCCUUGCUUUAAUACUUCCAACCAGUUAACCAAUCAAUCUAUCCCCGCCAAAAAAAAAAAUCAAAACCCAAUCCAAAACAACAAAACAAAUCAAAAACCUACAACAACCCCAUAUACAAAAAAGAUAAACAACAAACAACAACAACAAACAAACAAACAAAAAUUCUCUGCAAUAUUACCUCAUAUCCGGAAACUCAAUUAUCUGAUUCUUGUCCUUCUUAGUGUACGAAAAGAAAACAUUAACAUUUCAUCAUAGAAAUUGACGGCGAAGCGAACCCCCCCCCCCCCCCCCCCCCCCGUAGAAGUGAAAGAAGAUUUGGGUUUAUGGGAUUAGUUCUGAAAAGAAAGCAGGGACGUUUGAAAGGUAGGCCUACACCCUGGACUACAUUUGCGGGGGAGGAAUGAACAGACUAGUUAUAAUAACAUCCAGGUAAAUUUGGUUGGGGAUUUCCCAGUAGAACUCUAAGAGAUCAUAUGACAUCACCGAAUCUUGUCAAACUGACAGUCACACUCGGGCGGAGGUUGUCGGGAUUAUCAUGUCAUAUAACAGUCAACGGCUGAAGCAGCGACACUGCAGUGACCUCUAGGAGUCUAGAAAGUCUGGGUUCUGAUUGUGCGCUCUGGAAGUUAAAUUACAUUUACCCACCCCUCUUUUUUUCAAUUUCCUUCUUAAUUUCAAAACGGCUUUAAAACAAGUCUUAUAAUAACGGUAGGUAAUCUACUUGCUUGAAGAAUUAUUUUCAACCUCUGAAAUAAUUUUGAACCCGUGCAACAAUGUAGAAAGGCUCGCAGUAAUAAUUGGAAACUCAUGUUCAGAAAGAAAAAAUACCAAUUCUUAGCAGACAGUAGCGCAACACUGACCGGCAACAGCAGCUGCGGCGACAGCAGCAAAAAGAACAACACCAAUAGCAACAGCGGCAGUAGUAUUAAUGACAAGAGGAACAGAAGCAACGCCCAGGGAAAGAGCAAACUGAUUCUGAAAGUGACGUAGGAAGUUCGGAUUCCCGGACACCACUCAACGACAUGUUUGACCUUCAUUGAUUAAUUAUUUGACUGACAGAGUUCGAUCACCCGUGGAGAAGAAUGAUUAUGGUCGGAAAGUAAAUGAGUACAUCAUUAGGUGGCAGUGCAAAUAAAGUUCGAUGGCUGCUUUCGAAAACUGUCUAUUUUUAGAACGAAACGGUUACCUUGUCUUGACUCUAGAUCUAUAUAAGACCAGCUACUUUCAAAAAUCGUCAUUUCGUAUUUUAGUAGCAAACAAGAGAACUUGAGAAUUUUACUUAACAGCCUUGUUCAAUUUCAUCAUGAGUUAAAACAAAAUUUCAAUCUGUGCCAUUUGUUUUGUUGCGACUUGUUUUUUAAAACAAUAAUUCGACCAUGGAUUUUCACACCGAAGGUGCUCCUACUCCAACUCCAACUCCAACCGCCGCCCCAACACCUUCUCCGUACCAGCAGAGGCUAGUAGCAGUAGCCACCUACCCCUGUCGCAACCCAGGCCAGGAGGCAGAAGCCUCGCCGGCGAUGCAACAGGCUGUGACUAACGCUCAACAAAGCAGCGCCAUCACUCAAGCUGACGAGGAGGUUACGCUCACGUUGACGAGAGCCAAAUAUCUUGAGCUGCAAACGGCAACAAACGCGCUAUAUAAUAAUACCAAACUGUGGAUUCCACCCGAGCCUGCUCUCAUUCAGCGCCUGAGGAGCAGGAUGUCUCAAUACCUCCAGACUCCUGUUUUCUACGAAGCUCACUACAGUGCUGAACAGAACACCCAGCUCCAGGCAUUUGUGCAGAUGGCGGUCCUGGCUGACUACGCGGACACUGGAGCUAAUCUGCCGUACAUGGGAGCCAACGACCAGCUUUUUGGGGAGUUCAAACACAACCUCUUCGUUCUUCUUUGUUCUUUGAAAGAAACUGUUGCCAGCUUUGCAUCCGACUCCGAAAUUGCCACCGUGGUGGUGAAGCACGCUCACAGCGAUGCUACACUCGGCUCCAGAAUACCCAAUUUGAAAGCCUCGUGGAAGAGGAAAUUCUUCGUCGUUUAUUUGGAGAAUGUACUGCAGGCCAUUAAGAAUUUGCAGCCAUAGGCAAGAAAAAAAAAAGGUUCCAUGUUAAAGUAUACAUGGCUACUCUGGAGUGCAGAAAAUGUAUUUUAUGAUUAAUCUAAUUUAUUUCACUAAUUUAUUUGUGCAUGUACAUUUGUAUUUAAUUUACUGUGACAACAGUGUAGCCCUCUCUAUUUUGAGCAUGUUGUGUUAUAGUAUCUAAUACAAAAAAUAUAUAUUAUAUACAUAUAAUACAUUACAUAUUAUAUAUGUAAUUAAAAUAGCAUGUUGAACUAUGGUAAACAAGAACAGACUGUUGUGCAGUAAGCUUAUGUGGGCAAUUUUUCUGUACACCUCUCAAGAAGGCUCACUUUGUUCAGUAUUCUGAAUUACUCAUUUUCUCUAUAAAAGAUUGGGGUUUAAUUGUUUUGUUUUUAAAAAGACGACCUGUUAUUUUGCAGACCCUACUCAGAUAUCUUCUUUUUGGUAUUCUAAAAAACGUUAAUUACUUUUUCGUGUUUUGUUCUUUGGUCGAUGUCCGAAAAUGGUAUAUCAUUUUACAUUCCUUUACUCUCACCGUUAUUCUAAAUUAAGGCUCUUUAACAAUUUUUUCAAUUGUUUCCUCGGUUUUCUACCAAGGUCUCUCAUUUUAUCUUCAUUUUUGUCUGACCAACAUUUUAAGAAAUAGCAUAAUUUUGUUUCAUCAUUUUGUAUUUCAUUUGGCAGUCCCGUAUUUUUCUCAGGUACAUGUAUUCCUAAUCCUUGUGUGCCAACUUCUGGCACAAACUAAUACAAACUCUAGUACUUUAUGUUGCCUAUGCCUCGCAUGUGCGUGUAUCAAAACUGUAACUCACAAUGAGUCUAUCUCGCCUGUAUUCUACUUUUAUGAUCUAUACUUGGAAUCAACAUUCCUCAAUAUUCUAUGCAAUGCUUAUCUCAUGACUAAUACAGAGUUUGAUAUUUUUUCAUACUGGGCCUUGUAAAUCUUCAAUUCGUAUUUGUUAUUUACACUUAAAACAUUCUAAUAAUCUAUGCAAUAUUUAUUUGAUUUAAUGGGUACACUAUAUAUACAAACAUCAUUCGAUUCUAAAUCUGCACACUUAUUUUAUUAUCUUUCACGUAGAAAUGCCCAUGCACAUUUCUUAGCGAACGAUCACAACUUUCAUAUUUCUCCUCCCCCCCUCCCCCCACACACACAUACAUUUACACUCCCCACACCCUAAACAGGUUAUAUUAUUAUAUCACGCAAAUCCCAGGAGAAGACCUUCAUAAAUAGUUUAAAGUAGACAAAGUCAGAAAAAUUGACCGCAAAUAUAUCCAACUGGGCUAAAUACUUGAAAAUCCAAAGCAGAUACAAACAAUUUUUUCCCAGCGAAUGAACCAAUCUGUCACCCCCUGCCAUACAACAUGAUGAUAUGUUAAUGCAUGUAUAUAUAUAUAUACACACACAUAUAUAUACACACGUUGUUGACUACACCCUUAUCAUUUGGAUAUGAUUAUUCAGCUCCUCAUCUUCUGUAAAGUGACUACAAAACUCGUUCUGUAAUAGAUAUCAGUUACUGAAUCAAGAUUUAUAACAAUAUUGUCCACUAAUUAACGUAGUUUAUGGUUCUGUUCCUUAAAACAUGUAAAAAGCAAUAUUCGAAAGAAUAUUGUGCGGUAUGUAUUUCAUUUUAAAAUUUUAAUUUACAAAGAAACUUUCUUUUUCAUAAUUAGGUGUAAAUGCUUCGUUCAUAAUUAUUGUUAAUGUGUUUGUGUUUGUGAAAAGAAAAUAAAUAAACAAACAAUCCA